Molecule: messenger RNA, 594 nt
Organism: Saccostrea cuccullata (small rock oyster)
Lineage: Eukaryota; Metazoa; Mollusca; Bivalvia; Ostreida; Ostreidae
Product: tripartite motif-containing protein 2-like
Exons: 1
Coding region: 9-551 (180 amino acids)
Biological process (GO): negative regulation of translation; protein polyubiquitination; proteasome-mediated ubiquitin-dependent protein catabolic process
Molecular function (GO): translation repressor activity; ubiquitin protein ligase activity
Source: RefSeq, a predicted model, not a curated record
UAGAAGAGAUGAUCAGACUACAAGACUGGACACCUUCAAAUAUCUGUUUCACCACCUCUGGUGAUCUCCUGAUUACCAUGUUCCGUGAUGAUCGAACACAAUCCAAAGUUGUCCGUUACUCAGGUUCCAAAGAAAAACAAUCAAUCCAGUUUGGUGAUGAGGGUAGACCCCUGUAUUCAGAAAAAAACAGAAUCAAGUACAUCACUGAGAACAGAAACCUGGAUAUCUGUGUGGCUGACAGUAAAGGUCAUGCUGUAGUUGUAGUAAAUCAAGCCGGAAAACUUCGAUUUAGAUACACUGGACAUCAUCUUACUACUCCAUACAAACCUUUUGAACCUCUUGGGAUAGCAACAGACAAUCAGGAUCAAAUCCUGAUAGCAGACUUCCUUAAUAACUGUAUUCAUAUCAUAGACCAGGACAGACAAUUCCUGCAUUCUAUAGAUAACUGUAACUUCAAGGGUCCACAUGGUAUACACGUGGGUAAAAGAGAUAACCUGCUGGUGGCAGAAUUUUAUAGUGGUGCUGUUAAUAAAAUCAAAUAUAUGAAGUGAAAAAAUAAAACACCAUCCUUAAAAUUUUAAUAUGCUAUUUAAU